CGGUCACUCUUCUCCACCACCCGACCCGAGUCGUCCAUCUUCCAAACCUCACCAAAUGGCGUGAAAAUGAGGAUCGUGAGUUAUGCCAGAACAAGGACAAGUCUUGCAGUCUCGAGUGGUCCGCAGGAGAAAUCCACGCCCCAUCAAUUCGUGUGUCGAGUGCCGCACUCGUAAAUCACGAUGUUCCAAAACACACCCCUGCCAGAAUUGCACAGCCUUCGGACGGGAGUGCAUCUUCAUUACGGUCCCUGAGAGCGCUGCGCGCAAGAAAGAGAGGGAACGCGCUACGAGUAGGAGUGGUACUGGUGUUACGAUUCCAGAUUGGACCAAGGAUCUCCCGGUGCGCACGCAAAGUAGCACAAGCGUGCUUGACAAGUAUGAAAACUCGAGUGCAAUCGACACCACCACUCCUGGGACACCGCCGCGAGACUACGAGUGGGAAGCGUAUCAGCAAGAUGUCGAGGCCGAUGGAGAUGCCUGGGAGAGAUUGCCCGCAGAGCCUGAAGAAACGCAGGACGAUGUGUAUGAGGACGAGAACGAUGACGAAGACAUGAUCGCAACUGAUCUCACCAUUCGGAUCGGGAGGAUGAUCAUCUGCGAAAAUGUAACCGGAUUCUUUCGCCCUCAAUAUGCCGAAGAGCUGGGCAAGCUCUUGGCCGAGAGCUAUACUCCUCCUUCGUCAGUUGCAGGCCAAAGAGCACCGCAAUCUUCAACCCUUCUAUCAGCAGAGCAAAUGCCGUCACUAGCACCAUCGCAGCACCUGCUGCUAGGCGGCACGCUCUCUGUAAACCCGAACCACAAGAUGGACCCGCCACAGCUGCCUACUGAAAAAGAAGCAGAAGCACUGCUUCAGCGAUACAUGGAGGCUGUCAGUCCUCUCGCGCACGUCUUGCAUGUUCCCUCAUUCAAGCGGCUGUACGAUCGCUUUUGGUUAAACGUCGAGAUUGGUAACACCAAUCAAAACUCCUGCACUGCCUUGAUUCUAGCAGUCUGUAUGGCAGCUGCAGCCUCAGUGUCACCCUUGCAGGCAAAGUCGCAAUUCGGCAUUACAAAAGAAGACCUCUUUUUGAGAUUGCAAAAGGCUACUGAGCGCGCCCUACUUCGCGCCAAUUGGGCCAAGACGUCGAACAUUAGGACACUGCAAGCACUAGCCAUAUACCUGAUACCGCUUUGUCGAGCCCAAAUUUCACGAGCAACAUCUGUCGUGGUUGGGGCCCUUGUUCGCCUAGCCCAAUGUAUUGGCAUACAUCGACUUAGCUACAGCUCCGCUAAUAACCUGACACCCCUGCAACGUCACGUUCGAUCCCUUCUAUGGUACCAGAUUUGCUUCUUGGACUUUAAGACGGCUGAAGCUCAGGGACCACACCCCUCUAUCCGCUCAGACGACUUUGACAUUGCACUACCACUGAACGUAGACGACGAUGUCUUCGAAUUCGGCAGCCCGAGUUGGCAACAACAGCCUACAUCAGUAAGUGGUUGGUCUGACGUAACCCUUUCGCUCAUUCGAUAUGAGUGCAACGAAAUCCACCGCCUCAUCUUCCGAGGUCGGAUAGAGAUGGAUCGGAAACACAUUACCCUGCAUGAUCUACGAGCACGAGUAGAAGCGCGGAAACGACAGAUCCAGAGUAAGUAUCUUCAAUUCCUCGACGCCUCGGUACCUAUACAGCGCUACGCCGGCCUCGUGGCCACACUGCUCAUGGCGCGCUGCGACUCUAUGCUGCUCUAUCGUCACCUCCCUCAAACAUCCCUCCAACCACGUUCGGACUCGGAAAACCGUCUACGAGAUGUGCUCCUCACCGCAGCACUUACGACGCUCGAGAUUGGCGCAACGCUUGAUACCCUGCCAUCCCUCAGCUCAUGGGCAUGGUACUCAACCACGUACCAGCAAUACCACGCCGUGCUCUUACUCCUCACAGAACUAUACCGCACACCAGACCUUCCACGCAGAGAACGCAUGGCUACCAUCAUAGACCACAUAUUCGGGCACUGCUACGGCGUCGGAGUUCGUGAGCGGUGUUCCGACCUCCUCUGGACUGUAAAAGAGAACCUGGAAGCUUUCUACGUAAUGAAAGGAUUCAAUAAGAAGCGCCAUCAACUAGCGCCACAACAACACCCAACCUUACAACCGCUUCCUUCCUUCUCAGCCGUCGCAUCCCCCAGCUUCGGCGGCGGACAGCAGACACCCACCAUGCACAACCAACUCCAGCGUACCCCCACAGGUGGUCUAGAAAACCUAAACGUGGACUUUGAUAGCCUCCUAGGAAGUCUCAACGGCGGUGGCGGCGCCGGCGCCGGCGGCAAUGCAGAUGACUUCGACAUAUUCACGGGCAUGGGCGCCGGCGCGGGACAGGACUCGGGCGCGAUAUUUGUGCCUGUUGACAGUACCGCCGGGGGAGGAGGGGGAGGCCUUCAAGGCUCAGACUUUGGAACUACGACUCCGAAUGGAGGACUUCAGCAAUGGGAGAACUGGAAUUUCCCCUCCCGGCCCCAGCAGAAAUUCGAGCAAGGACAAUGAGAUUUUCAACUUUUAUUGCGUUGCAUGCGGCAAUAGUAGCGUGUUUUGCAGAAAAUAUGGGUACACACAUAUACAUGCGUACAGCAAGUAUGCUCUUUGUUUUAUUUUCAUCCACUAUGGUUUGACGCGUGGCCUGGUUUGAGCUUAUUGUAUGGGUAUGGUUAUCGUUUGGUUUGGUUCUAGCUCUGAUGGCUGGUUGUCAUGGCAUCUCACAUAGGAAUGUAUACCACAUCACCACCAUUGAAUAAGUGAAUAUUGAAUGCUGCUUUUAGAGACAAUUGAAUUAAAAUGAUCAUCCGAGGUAAAGUAACAGUACGGGG
This is a messenger RNA of Cucurbitaria berberidis CBS 394.84, 2835 nucleotides long. RefSeq names its product fungal-specific transcription factor domain-containing protein. The record is from RefSeq and is a predicted model, not a curated record. Lineage: Eukaryota; Fungi; Ascomycota; Dothideomycetes; Pleosporales; Cucurbitariaceae. The coding region runs from base 83 to 2515 and encodes 810 amino acids. Gene Ontology annotation, biological process: regulation of DNA-templated transcription; DNA-templated transcription. Gene Ontology annotation, molecular function: zinc ion binding; DNA-binding transcription factor activity, RNA polymerase II-specific; DNA binding. The transcript has 4 exons.